AUGGAGGGGCGUCUAAAGAAGGGUGGCCUCCUGGCCCUUUUUGGCUGCUGUGGCGUGCCCGAUAGCGCCAACGGCAUCGACACCGAAGCACCAGUUCCGAGCCAUAAACUCGACAAGAUCCCUGCGCGGCCAGCUACCGCCAGCCGCAGGACAGCGACGCCUUCGGAGCAACCCUCGGGCAGCAGAACCCACCUUUCCGAAAAGGAUGUUAGCCAGCAGGCCCCCCUGUCGAUAGGGUCGACGAGAAACGGAAAACGGCUCUCAGGCGUCAGCACCCAGGACCAGUCCACUGUCGGAGGCGAACGGGACAAUGAAUCAAAGCAGACGACGAUUGUUGGCCCCGGCGCUAGCAACCUAGUGAUCUCAGUGGAACCGCCACACACCGCGGGUCCCGAUACCGACAAGGUGGAAGAGGUUCCAGGAGAAAGGGAUGCUGAGGGUGAUGUGCAAAUGCCGGAUGCCGAGGGUUCGCGGCAACUAGGAGACCAAGGAUCAGCCGACUUCACGAUACCGGUAGAAAUUGAGGGCAACUAUCAUAAUGUCUAUGUCAUCAAGCGGCCAGGCGUUGACCAGUUCAUGAAGAGAGUUGGCGAGCUCUACGAGGUUGUGGUCUUCACAGCAUCGGUGUCCAAGUAUGGUGACCCGCUCCUUGAUCAGCUGGACAUCCACAAGGUCGUCCACCACCGGCUGUUCCGGGAGAGUUGCUACAACCACCAAGGCAACUAUGUCAAGGACCUGUCCCAGGUUGGACGCGACCUCAAGGACACGAUCAUCAUUGACAACUCUCCCACAUCCUACAUUUUCCAUCCGCAGCAUGCGGUCCCGAUCAGCAGUUGGUUUUCGGACGCUCACGAUAACGAACUGCUCGAUCUCAUCCCGGUUCUCGAGGACCUAGCUGGCCCCACCGUCCGGGACGUCAGCCUGGUCCUUGACGUCACUCUUUAG
This is a messenger RNA of Chaetomium globosum CBS 148.51, 945 nucleotides long. RefSeq lists its product as uncharacterized. Gene Ontology annotation, molecular function: phosphoprotein phosphatase activity. NCBI's taxonomy places the organism in Eukaryota, Fungi, Ascomycota, Sordariomycetes, Sordariales, Chaetomiaceae. The coding region runs from base 1 to 945 and encodes 314 amino acids. The transcript has 4 exons. The record is from RefSeq and is a predicted model, not a curated record. Gene Ontology annotation, cellular component: plasma membrane.